AUGUAGUUUUUGAUCUGAUCAUUCUGAUGCACUCUUGCUGGACUUGUCUCGGAUGCGGCUUGGUCUUGGUCUUGGAUGUUUUUCAAUUUGGCUCUUCACCUGGUUGAAUUUCUGACUGUAAAAAGCACUAAAUAGGAUCCUGCCCUCGAGGCAGUGUAACAGUACAAAUGGAAAGGCAACCUCUUAUAUCCGGUCAAUCUCACCCAAGAUCAUACAGUGAUAUCGAUGUUGGACACUCCCUCCAGAAUGAUGUAGACCAAUCAGAAGAUGACAGACAAUUCUCUACUCUCAGUACAUCUGUGAGGAGGAGGUUGCCAUGGAAACAAAAGGCUUCUGGGAAGGAAAGUGAUGAGAUAGACAGGAUGAACGUGCUAUCUGCAAAAUAUGAGAGUUUGGAUUAUGAUGAAAUUGAGAACUUCCUGUACUUGAAAGAAGAGAAAAAAUUCAGUUCUAAGAGUGUCCAUGUUCUUCGUAAGGAGUUAUCACGAUGGUUUGUGAUGCUAUUGACUGGUAUAAUAACUGGUCUUAUCGCUGUGAUCAUUGAUGUCACCAUAAGAAGACUCUCACAACUGAAAUACCAUACUGUUAGAACCUUAUUCAUAAAAGACAACUAUAGUACUGAUAUCAUCAAACCGUUUGGUGUAUGGCUGGCCAUGUGCAUUGCUCUGGUGUUUGUAGCGGUCAUGCUAGUUGCUUAUGUGGAGCCUAUAGCGAUGGGUAGUGGUAUACCACAAAUCAAGUGUUAUCUGAACGGUGUGAAGAUCCCACAUGUAGUACGCUUCAAGACAUUGGUCUGUAAGGUCACAGGUGUCAUAUUUGCAGUUGCAGGAGGUCUCACUGUAGGCAAGGAAGGUCCUAUGAUACAUGCCGGAGCUGUUGUGGCAGCAGGAGUAUCUCAAGGAAGAUCAACAACCUUCAAAAAAGAUUUUAAGCUAUUCCAGUACUUUCGUUCUGAUCAUGAGAAACGAGACUUUGUGUCUGGGGGAGCUGCGGCAGGCGUAGCAGCUGCCUUUGGAGCACCUGUAGGGGGCGUCCUAUUUAGCUUGGAAGAAGGAGCUAGUUUCUGGAACCAAUCCUUAACAUGGAGAAUAUUCUUUUGUUCAAUGAUGAGCACAUUCAGUCUCAAUGUCAUAAUGAGUGCUGUCAAUGGGGAUGCACUGAGUCUCUCCAGCCCAGGUCUCAUCAACUUUGGAGAAUUUACAGUCCCGCAUGACAAGGUAGCUUACCAAGCCUGGGAGAUACCUAUCUUCAUGGUGAUGGGACUUGUAGGAGGACUUCUAGGGGCACUCUUCAAUGCUAUCAACUUUCGUCUAACCAUCUUCAGAAUGAAGUACCUGUAUUACCCAUGGUCCCAGGUAUUAGAAGCUAUGUUAGUAGCUGCUGUGACUGUAACUGUUUCCUUCUUGGUGAUCUAUAUCAGUUCUGGUUCUGACUGCAGACCUUUAGAUGACACCAUUCAGUUCCCGCUACAGUUGUUCUGUGGGGAUGGAGAAUACAGUGCCUCUAGUACUCUCUUCUUCAACACUCCAGAAGAAUCAGUCAAACUUCUCUUCCAUAAAGAGCCAGGUUCAUAUGAUUUGCCUAUUCUAUCUGUAUUUAUCCUGACGUACUUCAUCCUUGCGUGCUGGACGUAUGGUUUGAGUGUACCUAGUGGUUUAUUCAUUCCAUCAUUAUUAGUGGGAGCUGCUUGGGGGCGAAUGUGUGGCAUACUUAUCAAUAUGAUCCCAGGAGCGACCAAGUACGUAUCUGCGCCUGGCAUCUAUGCAUUGAUAGGGGCAGCUGCACAGCUUGGUGGUGUUGUGCGUAUGACAAUCAGUUUAACUGUCAUCCUUAUGGAAGCCACCGGUAAUAUCUCCUAUGCCUUGCCUAUCAUGGUGGUUCUAAUGAUAGCUAAGUGGAUCGGUGAUAUCUUCAAUCAUGGUCUCUAUGACAUCCACAUCCAGGUCCAAAGCAUUCCAUUGUUACCAUGGGAACCACCUCCAUUGGGAUCAACCAUCCGUGCAACAGAAGUAAUGAGUGACCAUGUCAUUACAUUCAACACAGUGGAGAGGGUCUCCCAUAUCUUUGAAGUUUUGAAAGAUUCUAGUCACAAUCAUAAUGGAUUCCCUGUCGUUGAUCCCGAUGGUGAAACACAUAGGACUUUCAGGGGCCUAAUAUUACGAAGCCAGCUAAUUGUACUUCUAAAAGAAAAGGCAUUCAGUUCAUGGCCUUCUUGUCAAGAUCCGCGAGUGCUUCUCCAGAUUGAAGACUUCCGGGAUGCUUAUCCACGCUUUCCUGACAUCCGAGAUAUCAAUAUCUCAGAGCUUGAGGGAGACUGUACUGUAGACCUGAGACCAUUCAUGAAUCCAUCUCCUUAUACUGUUCGUAAGGACACAUCUUUGCCAAGGAUAUUCCGUUUAUUCAGAGCUCUCGGCCUAAGGCAUGUCGUUGUCACAGAUGAUUCUAAUAGGGUUGUUGGCAUGGUAACAAGGAAAGAUCUGGCGAAGUAUCGAUACUGGAGCCAUAAAGGCACAUGUGGCAUUGAAGAGCUUCACAUAGCAAGGUGAGAAGAUACAUACUGUCUAGAUCCUGUAGUAGUUAUAAAGGUAACGCGAUGCUGCAGGCCUUGCCAGAGCCAUCAAACUCUCCUGAUGCUGACUACCUGGGUAUGUAAUAUUGGUCAGAUUUUCUUCAGUCUUAUUGGUAAAUGUCUGCUCUGAUGACAAGGUGUGUCUGGGUUAGAUUGGUUAUGUGCCGCCUUAUUUUGUCGUAGUUAAUCUAAAGACUAUUUUUUCAAGUUUGAAUUCAUUGUCAGGUAAAGGAAAGGGUAUUUCAUAAAUCUCAUAUCUAAAUAUGAGAGAUUUGACCUGUAAUAUAGUAUAUAAGUAUGAUUUCCAAUCUGUCAAAUUUUGAGAAAUCUGAGACAAUUUUUCCAGGUUUUACACUACUCCAUUAUAUCUGUAACCAUGUAUGUACAAUUAUAUGCAGUAUUAUACACACAUUGUUGAUUAUCCAACAUAUUUUGACGUUUGUCCAACAGCUGCUAUGUGAACUAUGCUGCAUCAUUGUUGAUGCAUUUUCUGAUUAAACAUUUUUAGGUGCGUUAUCAGAACAUACUGUAUAGUAGUGUACAUCAAUACUUUUAUUUAUUUAUCAAAGGUCAAGUCCACCCCCGACAAAAAGUUGAUUUAAAUAAAUAUUGAAAAAUCAAAUGAGCAUAACACUGAAAAUUUCAUCAGAAUCAAAUGUAAAAUAAGAAAGUUUUAACAUUUUGAAUUUUACUUAUUUUCAUAAACAGUUAUAUGCAAACAAUGUCACACACUCUUCAUUUUUGUAUGAUAUUACAUGAAAUAUAUGAUAUUUCAGUUUUUGCAGAUUUGACAUAACGAAGCUCUUUAUUGAAUCACAAUAUGUUAAGUUUACAGGAAUCAAAACUUAUUUCACAUUAUUAUGAGGCAAAAGUUAAGAUAUUUCAUUUAUCACACAAUGAAAUACACAAGAAAUAUUGAGUGGGUGAUGUCAUUGGCACCCUCAUUUGCAUAUUGACCAAGAUGUGUGUUUAAGUGGUUUGGGAAUUAAAGCAAAAAUUUUUAAAGGACAAGUCCACCCCAACAAAAAGUUGAUUUAAAUAAAAAGAGAAAAAUCCAACAAGCAUCACACUGAAAAUUUCAUCAAAAUCGGAUGUAAGAUAAGAAAGUUAUGACAUUUUAAAGUUUCGCUUAAUUUCACAAAACAGUUAUAUGCACAUCCUGGCUGGUAUGCAAAUGAGGAGACUAUGACAUCAUCCACUCACUAUUUCUUUUGUAUUUUAUUGUAUGAAAUAUUCUAAUUUUCUCCUCAUUGUUUUUUUUAUACAACGAUUAAUUCCUCACUGAACAUGUGGAAUUAGCAUUGUUUAAUAUUAUAAGGUUCAGUCAAGUUGGUCUUUAUUUCCAAAUCUAUUUUUAAAAAAAUGAAAUAUUGUAUAAUUC
Lytechinus pictus (painted urchin) is the source of this 3950-nucleotide messenger RNA. Its product is annotated as H(+)/Cl(-) exchange transporter 7-like. The transcript is spliced from 22 exons. Gene Ontology annotation, cellular component: lysosomal membrane; intracellular membrane-bounded organelle. Gene Ontology annotation, molecular function: voltage-gated chloride channel activity. Gene Ontology annotation, biological process: transmembrane transport; chloride transport. The coding region runs from base 168 to 2546 and encodes 792 amino acids. The record is from RefSeq and is a predicted model, not a curated record. Lineage: Eukaryota; Metazoa; Echinodermata; Echinoidea; Temnopleuroida; Toxopneustidae.